AGUAACAUAACCCAACCAAGAGUCACAAGUUGGCGGGGAAUUUUCGCCUUUCAGGUACGAGGGGUGCCACAUUUCUAUGUUGAUCAAGUAAACAAACGGCAACGUUUGUCUGUCUUGAGACGCCCGAAUCAAAAAGGCCGUUGUGAACAACUUUUGCGUCACUAAGAUCCCCUCAAAAGAACAAAAACUGUCAAUAAAAGCGCUGAAUGAUUCGCCACAUGUAAUCAGUUUUAGAUCUUAUCUAGUUGGUGCAGUUUCUACAUCCAAAGGCCCAAAAUGAGUUACCUUUCGUUUAUGUUUUUCCUUGUGAGUCUUUUCCUAUAUGCUCUGGUGGCUCAAACAGCCCAAGCCAAGACCCUACCAAAUGUAGUAGAACCAUCAUCGAAUCAUGUUUUGUCCAAGAGAGAGCCCUAUUACAACAAUGGCUAUUACAACAACUACCCGAACAACAACUACAAUCAUCACCACAAUUCCCAUCAUCGACCUUGUGGCCCUUUUCGUCGACGAGCAUGUCACCCUGGAUUAAGAGCGGCCACCGUGAUUGGAACAGCUGCUUUUGGCGGUGCGCUCAUUGGAUCCGGUUUAAGAGGCAAGAAAUGAGAAGAAGUGCAUACUCGAGUUAUCAUGGUCUCCAAUGUGUUUGAAUGUCAGAGAGUUUGUCUCUGGAGUAAUAUAUUCUCUUUUUGGAUGAAUAAUCAACAUGAAUAACAAAGAUGGCUGACUAAAACUUAAA
Messenger RNA from Tigriopus californicus, 733 nucleotides. RefSeq lists its product as uncharacterized. NCBI's taxonomy places the organism in Eukaryota, Metazoa, Arthropoda, Copepoda, Harpacticoida, Harpacticidae. The record is from RefSeq and is a predicted model, not a curated record. Bases 277 to 600 code for a protein of 107 amino acids. The transcript is spliced from 3 exons.